AUGUCUUAUCCAAAUGCAAAGAUUUUAUUUACUCCUUAUAUUUUUAAUAAAAUUCAAAAGAAUAAUCAAUAUAUGGGAACAGUUACAAAAAUGAAUAAAAUUGUGAAACAACGUUCAUUAAAUGAAGAAGAUUAUUUACAAAUGGAUGGAAGAUUUAAAGGAGGAUUUGAUAAUUCUGAUUCGAAACAAAAAAUUAUUUUAAAUACAAAAUCUCUUCGAAAAUGUUAUGAAAAGAAAGCUGAUGAACCUUUUCUACUUGAAUCUAAUAUGAAGAAAUGUCCAUUUGAUCAAUUUGAUGUUUGGUUUAGAAAUAUUUGUGAAAUUGAAGAUUUGACUCAUAACGAGGUUAAUGCUUUUGCUCUCUCUACUGUUAGCUCUGAUUGUAAACCAAGUUGUAGAAUGUUACUUUUAAAGGGAUACAAUGCUGAUGAAGGUUUUGUAUUUUUUACACAUUCUUUGAGUAAAAAAGGUUGUGAAUUGGCAUUAAAUAAGAAUGCUUCAAUGCUUUUUUAUUGGCCAAAAGUUGACAGACAGAUUCGAAUUGAAGGAAUUGUGAAUAUUUUGGAUUCUAAAAUUGCUAAUGAAUAUUGGAUACAGAGACCUAUUGGUUCUAGAAUAGGUUCUAAAUUGAGUGAACAAAGUUAUACUAUUCCAAACAGAGAGUAUUUGGAGGAAAAACAAUACAAAUUAGAAUUACUUUUAAAAAAAGAAGGAGAGGGGGCUAUAACAAGACCGACUGAUUGGCUUGGUUAUUCACUUAAACCAAAUUAUUUUGAAUUUUGGCAAGGCCAGGGGAAUAGAGUUCAUGACCGUAUAGUUUAUGAAUUGAUGAAAAUAAAUAAUGAAAAUACUCAAAAUUGUGCUAAAGAAUUUAAUAAAUGGAAAAUGUCAAGACUUGCACCUUAA
This is a messenger RNA of Meloidogyne enterolobii, 906 nucleotides long. Lineage: Eukaryota; Metazoa; Nematoda; Chromadorea; Rhabditida; Meloidogynidae. The record is from the annotation of a GenBank genome assembly.